AUCGUCUCUCCCAAUUCAAGCUUUUCUACUGAUCGUACUUCGACUCGUUUACAUCCGAGAAAGAACUCGUCUUGACCUGUUUUUUUAUGUAGUCUAUACCCUCACCAAAUCCUUGAACUCUUCCUGCGAAUCCACUUUCUCUUAGGCGGGUUGGCGGGUCUGGACAAUUUGUGGUUGCUGAAGUUUAGACAAUGUUGCAAAAAGAAAGUAAUGAUGGAGAGAGGCGGUUUAACAGGGAAGAAGAGGAGGAAGAUGAUGAUGAUGCGGAUGGUAGGGGCCGUGAUGCGUGGGAGAGGACUUAUGCAGACGAGCGGUCAUGGGAGUCUCUGCAAGAGGACGAAUCUGGGCUUCUCCGGCCUAUUGACAAUAAAAGUCUUUACCACGCUCAGUAUCGCCGACGUCUUCGCACAACGACAGCUGCCCGAAUUCAGAAAGGACUGAUUCGUUAUCUAUACAUCAUGAUUGAUCUUUCCCGGGCAGCUGGAGAGACGGAUUAUAAACCCAGCCGAAUGGUUGUUGUUGCUCGACAAGUGGAGGCUUUCAUCAGGGAGUUCUUCGAUCAAAAUCCCUUGAGUCAAAUUGGAAUAGUAACAUUGAAAGAUGGGGUUGCACAUUCCCUAACAGACCUUGGUGGAAGUCCGGAGUCACAUAUCAAAGUUUUGAUGGGUAAAUUGACAAGCUCGGGUGAUGCAUCUCUCCAAAAUGGCCUGGAUCUUGUGCAGAGCCUCCUAAAUCAGAUUCCCACAUAUGGUCACCGUGAAGUUCUUAUUUUAUAUUCUGCUCUUAGUACUUGUGAUCCAGGUGAUAUUAUGGAGACAGUACAGAAGUGCAAGGCUUCUAAGGUCAGGUGCUCGGUUAUUGGUCUCUCUGCUGAGGUCUACAUUUGCAAAUAUCUUUGUCAAGAAACUGGUGGAUCAUACUCUGUGGCGUUAGAUGAGUCUCACUUAAAAGAAUUGGUCUUUGAGCAUGCACCGCCACCUCCAGCUAUAGCCGAAUUUGCAGUUGCAAAUUUGAUUAAGAUGGGUUUUCCUCAAAGAGCAGCAGAAGGUGUAAUUUCAAUCUGUUCUUGUCAUAAAGAGGCUAAGAUUGGUGGAGGCUACACUUGCCCAAGAUGCAAAGCACGCAUUUGCGACUUGCCUACAGAAUGCCAAAUAUGUGGACUAACCCUCGUUUCUUCACCCCAUUUGGCAAGAUCUUAUCACCAUUUGUUCCCUAUAACUCCAUUUGGUGAUGUGUCACCAUCAGUUUCAAAUGAUCCGAGAAAUCUUCCAAAAAAUUGCUUUGGUUGCCAACAAAGUCUCCUAAAUCCUGGAAACAUGCCAGCUUCUUGUGUUUCUUGUCCAAAAUGCAAACAAUACUUUUGCCUUGAUUGUGACAUUUACAUUCAUGAGAGCCUGCACAACUGCCCAGGUUGUGAGAGCUUCCGGCACUCUAAAUCUGUUAGUACUGCGGAAGGAUGACCGGAUGAGCAUACAUAUGAUGUUUAAAGAACUGAUAUGGGAGUGGUCUUCUGCUUUCACAUAUAGAUUAUUGGAGGUGAACUUAUCUUGGUGGUUUGCACUGCACCCUUAAAGAAACAUGCUAGAUAACAUCCAAGAAACAACUGGUCUCGAGAGAACGGUAUUAGUUGGAUACCAGAUGAUGGUAUUAUCUUUCUGAAUUUACUUUUUACAGAUCAUGGGUGAUCUGAACAUAUGGAGCAUGAUUAGCUGGUUCAAAUACCAGGUAAUUUGAGUACCCUCUUUCUCAUAUUCCUUCCCGCCCUAAUGCCUUGUAUCUGGUGAAAAUGGUGAAGGAAGAAUCAUGAUGCCAAGGCAAUACAACCUGCCUCAUUCUCCUGAUCAGUUGGUUUUAUAUUGGGCACAGGAAUCUCGGGGACAAAAGAGAGUUUACUAAAAUUUGUACUGUUUCUUCUAUUCAUCUCCGCAGAUGUCAUUUGCUUCUAUUUGAUCAAAGUGAUGCAAUUUGUUUAUUCUUCAUGUUUUGUCCGGUUCAAGGAUUUU
Molecule: messenger RNA, 2003 nt
Organism: Sesamum indicum (sesame)
Lineage: Eukaryota; Viridiplantae; Streptophyta; Magnoliopsida; Lamiales; Pedaliaceae
Gene: GTF2H2
Product: general transcription factor II H2
Biological process (GO): nucleotide-excision repair; DNA-templated transcription; regulation of transcription by RNA polymerase II
Cellular component (GO): transcription factor TFIIH holo complex; transcription factor TFIIH core complex
Molecular function (GO): zinc ion binding
Source: RefSeq, a predicted model, not a curated record